Molecule: messenger RNA, 803 nt
Organism: Arachis ipaensis
Lineage: Eukaryota; Viridiplantae; Streptophyta; Magnoliopsida; Fabales; Fabaceae
Source: RefSeq, a predicted model, not a curated record
UAGAUAAUUAUCUUAUACAUAAAUUUUACUUUAUACAUAGUAUGUGGCGUAUAUGCAGGACUUAUUCAUGGCAGGAACAGAUACCUCAGCUAUCACCAUUGAAUGGGCUUUUGCUGAGUUAAUCAACAACCCACAUGUAAUGAAAAAAGCAAGACAAGAGAUUGAUUCAGUAACAAGAAGAAACAGAAUAAUAGAAGAAUCAGAUCUUCCAAACCUUCCUUACUUGCGAGCCAUAGUUAAAGAAACACUAAGGCUUCAUCCUGCGGCACCACUUUUAGGGAGACAAUCAACUGAAAUCUCUAAUGUUUGCGGCUAUGAAAUUCCAUCAAAGUCCUUAUUGUUUAUUAACCUGUGGUCUAUGGGUAGGGACCCUAAGAUUUGGGAGAACCCUCUUGAGUUUAGGCCAGAGAGUUUCAUUGAAGAAGGACAAUUGGAUGUGAGGGGACAAUAUUUUCAACUAAUGCCCUUUGGAACUGGAAGAAGAGUGUGCCCUGGAGCUUCACUAGCGCUUCAAAUUGUGCCUAGUAAUCUUGCUGCCAUGAUUCAGUGUUUUGAAUGGAAGGUUGAUGGGAUUGUUAGUAUGGAAGAGAAACCUGGCAUGACAGUUCCAAGAGCUCAUCCUUUAAUUUGUGUCCCUGUGCCUCGCUUUAGUGUCCUUCCUUCUAUUCAUUCUGUGUAGAUGAUUAUUGUGCUUAGUGGCAAAAUAAGAAUUUGGAAAAUAGUUUUUUUUUUUUAAUUUUAAUUAGAACAUGUUAUUAUGAAAUCAUGGCAAUAAUCAAUAAAUCAAUUUGCAUAAUCACCAU